AUGAUCUUUCCGCUCCACUUUGAGACGUACCCAGAGCUCAUUCCCCUGCGUCAAGUUGCCGAGAAGCUGGCUACGGCCGAUGACUGGCCACGCCUGUAUGACGAGCAGCAGCUGCGCAACAACUCGGUCCCCGUGUACGCCAUGUCGUACGUCGAGGACAUGUACGUCGACUACGACUUUGCCAGGCAGACUGCCAAGCUUGUCAAGGGUACCAAGGUGGCCGAGACCAACAUGAUGUACCACUCUGCCCUGCGGGCCAAGUCGGAAGAAGUGCUGCAAACCCUGUUCAGCUUGAGGGACGACGUUCUCGACUGA
Molecule: messenger RNA, 315 nt
Organism: Hirsutella rhossiliensis
Lineage: Eukaryota; Fungi; Ascomycota; Sordariomycetes; Hypocreales; Ophiocordycipitaceae
Exons: 1
Coding region: 1-315 (104 amino acids)
Source: RefSeq, a predicted model, not a curated record